AUGAUGCAUCUGAUCUGGCUUCUUGUGUUCAUAUACCAGGUUAUGCAGAUUACUGCAUUGGGAGAUAGCCAAGAUGAAUCACAGCCCAUGGUGACAUUGAAGAACGGCACUAUCCUUGGAAGCGACAAUGGCCGGGAAGGGAUCCAGCGAUUCCUGGGCAUUCCCUAUGCACAGCCACCGAUAGGACCGUUGCGACUACACCAAGCAGUGCCGCUCAACGUAUCCUUUGGGACAUUGAACGCGACUACUAUGAGUCCAGCGUGCUAUGGAAAGUCCAACUCGAAGUACCAACAAAGCGAGGAUUGCCUGACAUUGAAUGUCUGGCGGCCUAAAGAAGUAGGAAAAACCGCGUCUUCUCCACUGGUGCCGGUCCUCGUAUGGCUCUAUGGGGGUGGGCUCAGCGGCGGAUAUGUAGGAGACCCAAGAUUUGAUGGCACAAAUAUUGUCUCGCUAUCCGCCCAAAUCAAAAAGCCAGUGAUCUUUGUCUCAAUUAACUAUCGCGUUGCGUCGCUAGGCUUUUUGAACGGACGCCAGAUGGCGGAGCUCGGUCUCCUGAACAUCGGCAUGUUGGAUCAGCGACGGGCAUUGCAUUGGCUACAGGAGAAUAUUGCUUCCUUUGGUGGUGAUCCCGAGAAAGGUAGUAUCCCAUUAACACUGUUUGGAGAGUCAGCUGGAGCUGUUUCCAUUUAUUCGCAUAUGAUGGCCUACGGUGGCCGUGAUGACAGCCUAUUUCGGGGGGCCAUUCUAGAGAGCGGCGGAGCGUUUCCCCUCACGUUGCCAAAUACGACUUCAUUCCAGCAGACCUUCGACAGUUUGAUUACAAAUACAUCCUGCUCCACACGGGCUGGAUCACCAGCAGCGGAACAGUUGGACUGUAUCAGGGCCCUUCCAAUUGACACGUUUCUUUCAAGCGUUGGUGAUGCAACGGGCCAGUCGAUUGACGGAAGCUUCACGACUACAUCUGUGCAGUUUGCGUUUCCGGCAGGAAAAUACGUAAAGGUGGCUACUAUUGUAGGGACCAAUACUGACGAGGGGACCACUUCGGCUCCAACUGGAAUCAACACCGUUGAUGAAUUGAAGGACCCUCUAGCCGAUGGUUACUUUCGUCCAGAAAGUCUGCCUGACUCCAUGGUGCAAGAUCUGCUAAACCUUUACACUAAUAAUCCCCGGGAAGGAUGUCCAUAUAACACUGGAGACGUUAUGUUAAGUCCGGGUAUAUUAGACAAGAAGGCCUGCUCAAUAUUUGGUGAUAUUGUGCAGGUUGGUCCAGCAAGGAUGAUUGCUGAAGCACUUGCUGAACACAACGGCGACAACCCUGUAUAUCGCUAUCGUUUCAACCAACUCUCGGCUAACAGCUCAGAGCCAUCAGUGGGGAUCACGACAGGGACGGAAAUACCAUACGUUUUUUCCAAUCUCAUACCCGACGUUGCUUGGGAAAGGGCCCUAGCUUCUGAAAUGACCAAAGCCUGGGUCUCUUUCGCAUACGACUUGAACCCGAAUACUAAUGGAGGUAAGUUAGUCAUUGCACUGGCCUUCAACAUUUCUCUACCCCCUACCUUACUGUGGCUGAGAAGAGGAUCAGAUACCGCGCUGCCGCUCUGGCCUACAUACAGCGAGAACAAAUCGAGUAUGGUUUUCAAUGCCUAUGGUUGCACAAUCGAGCCCGAUACAUACCGAUCUGAUCAGAUAUCCUACAUCAUUAACCACGUCCUGCGGUAUGGUGCUAGAUGA
Messenger RNA from Aspergillus bombycis, 1731 nucleotides. RefSeq lists its product as uncharacterized. The record is from RefSeq and is a predicted model, not a curated record. The transcript has 7 exons. Lineage: Eukaryota; Fungi; Ascomycota; Eurotiomycetes; Eurotiales; Aspergillaceae. The coding region runs from base 1 to 1731 and encodes 576 amino acids. Gene Ontology annotation, molecular function: carboxylic ester hydrolase activity.